UUAGAGUUCCACAAGCAGAAGAGCAGAGAUCUUGCAGCUUGCAUUAACAAACCACAAACACACUGCUGUCUCUCUCUCACACACACACAUUCUUCCUCUCUCUUAUCAACUCUCUCACACACUCACUCACUAACUCGCUCUCUCGCUCGCUUGGUAAGGAUGAGGCCGGCUCUCCAGCUGCUGCUGCUGUGUCACGCAGGCCUGUUUGCGUCAGUCACACCAGAGAACGUUUGUGAGCGCCCUCCUCCUCAGGAUGGAUCAGAGCUCGUUGGGGGGCAGUAUUUUUUCGAGCCUGGGACGGAGAUUAUUCUGAGCUGUAGCCAAGGAUACACACCCUCUGGAGGCUCCCGCAAGAUGGUCUGCAAAUCCAAUGGAGAGUGGACCCAACGUACACUAAAAUGCAUACCAAAACGAUGUCCUGUUCCGGACCCGCCCGAGAACGGAAAUGCGCAUUUCGACAACAUUGUCUACAAAAGUACCAUCACGUACUCCUGUGACGAAGGGUUCAUCCUGCGUGGUGCCAGGUCCAGCGAGUGUUUACACACCAGCCGGUGGAGCAAUCCUCCUCCAGAGUGCGAACCUGUUACUUGUGGUCUUCCUCAUAUUCCACCUUACGCUAAAAUAGUGUACGACCGGCCGUUUAAAGGGAACGUCACAAAUUUUGGUUUUGGAGGGGAGUAUCAGUGCCGACCUCCGAUGGUUCUCUUCGGCAACAAAAGAGCGACCUGUGGGGCCGAUGGCUUCUGGACUGACCCACCAGAGUGCAGGCUGGUGCUGUGUCCUGUGCCCACCAACAUAGAGAACGGCUUUCUGUCAUUCGCUGCCCAGAGAGAGUACGGCUAUAAGGAGAGAGUGAGGUAUGGCUGCAUAGAUCCGUUUGUGCUGGACGGGCCGAUGGAGGUUGAGUGUGAAGAAACGGGUUUUUGGUCCAGAAAGCCCGUCUGCAGAGCUCCUUGCACUGUUGACAUUAAAGUGGGACGCAUCUUAUACAAAGGUCAAAAAAUCUGGAUUGAAAAUUUCAAGCCCAACCAGGUCCUUCACUCUGAGGAGAUAGCUGUGUACUGUCUGAAUAAGGAGCGGAAUUGUGGUUAUCCUGCAACAACCCAGUGCUUCGACAGAGUCCUGCAGAUUCCUAGGUGCUAUGAAGAGCCCAGCAUGGAAACCUACAAAACAAACCCUAAUUCUCUGCCUUCUGAGAUCAACAUGUGCUUGUGAUCACCUGCAGAGGAGAGGAGGACAGAAGGAAGAGGAGAAGAGGCUCUUUGGUUUGACUGAAGAAAAAUACUAAUGAUUCAUGUUUGAAUCUUCAGAAUGAGAGUAACAACGUAAUGAUCCAGUUAAUCUCUCCAGUAAAUCUCUCAAAGCUCACAAAUAAAGUGCCUUAAACAGAGA
This is a messenger RNA of Colossoma macropomum (tambaqui), 1392 nucleotides long. Its product is annotated as beta-2-glycoprotein 1-like. The coding region runs from base 160 to 1215 and encodes 351 amino acids. Lineage: Eukaryota; Metazoa; Chordata; Actinopteri; Characiformes; Serrasalmidae. The record is from RefSeq and is a predicted model, not a curated record. The transcript is spliced from 8 exons.